Molecule: messenger RNA, 1440 nt
Organism: Cadophora gregata
Lineage: Eukaryota; Fungi; Ascomycota; Leotiomycetes; Helotiales; Ploettnerulaceae
Exons: 1
Coding region: 1-1440 (479 amino acids)
Biological process (GO): vacuole fusion, non-autophagic
Cellular component (GO): fungal-type vacuole membrane
Molecular function (GO): phospholipid binding
Source: RefSeq, a predicted model, not a curated record
AUGUCAACAGACAGCCGACCACCAAGUCCCUCUGCCCUCCCUCCAAUCCCAUCUUCACCAACCUAUUCAUACGCCAGCACCGCCAACCCAAUACCGAGCUCGUUCAACCUACCUCUUCCCCCACCCCCGCGCUCCCCACACGCCGUACUGACGAAAGCCGACCUCGAAGCUUCGCAAACAGCCUACUCGGACCUUCUCUCCUCCGCAAAAGCAUACCGACUAGCCCUCGCCGCUCUCUCCGUAUCCGCAUCCACAUUCGGAUCCGCGCUGGAAGCAUGCGCGCGACUGAAAGAGGCCCGCAGCGAAGCUAUGCCUUCUUCCGCGGCGGGGUCCAUGUCGAACAGCUUCUCCGCGAAAGGGAACUGCACGGCGGAUAGCCUGAUGGCAGCUAGUGGCGUGCAUCAGCUCGUAGCGAACCACCAGCAGAUUCUGAGCGAGACAGUGUACAGGAGUUUCGAGGUGCCACUGCUGCACGAGCUGGAUCAGUGGAGGCGGCGGAUGGAGGAGGAGGAGGUUGGGUAUCAGAGAGAAGCGAAGACGAUGAGUAAGGAAAUUAGAAAGAUGGAGAAGGAGGGUUUGAGGCUGCACAAGCAGCGGAAGAGGGAUGUAGGGAAGUUUAGAGAGCAUUUGGUGCAGUUGACAGGGAAGCUGGAUCAGUUGACAGGCUUGAGUGGUGGACAUAGUAGAGGAUUGCUCAGGGAUUGCCAGGAGAUGAGUAAGGGGAUCGUGGAGUGUAGUGCUGGGCUUGUGAGGGCUGAGGUUGACAUUUUUGAGGCGCUGGCUAGGAAAGGCUGGAAUGGAGGUGGUUUGGACGAGUUAUUGGAGAAAGGGAGGGAUCUAUUUGCUAAUGAGGAGCAUGCUGGUAUAGAUGCACAUCCAAAUCACGCAGCGAAGAUUUUCAGCAUAUUACCCCAGAAUAGGAGUAUUCUCGCCACAGAGGAUAGCGAAGGUGCUCCGGGCAUGCAACACGCCAGAAAUGACAGUCUGUUGGUCGAUGGCAUGCCAUAUCAGAGUCUUGCGGGAGCAGUCUCUGGAGGUAGAGAUGCGGAUGUGAAUAGUAUUUUCUCGGAGAGGGACAUGCCCAGUUCGGCGCUCUUGAACAGGCCGAGAGGUGUACGGCCAUUUUCUCCUACGCCUGGAGAGCGAGUAAGAGAUCCGCUGGAGGGCUAUGGCAAGCCUGCUUUUGAAGUGCCUCAAGAGCUUGACGAGGAAAAUCACGCGGAUAAGAAGGAAGAUAGAGUCGAAUCGGCGUCUGCGAGGACGGUUGUACAUGUUACGGAGCCAGAGGAUGAGACGGCUAUUAUAGAGUCUGAGGAUGAGACUGCGAAGUCCAAGGAUAAAGAGAAGGAGAGAGAAGAAACGGAAAGUGAAAGUGGCCGAAGUGGAAGACAGAGGGAAAGAAGAUGGAGUGUUACAGAUGACGGUGCAGUGUCUGAUUAG